Molecule: messenger RNA, 1269 nt
Organism: Colletotrichum orchidophilum
Lineage: Eukaryota; Fungi; Ascomycota; Sordariomycetes; Glomerellales; Glomerellaceae
Exons: 1
Coding region: 1-1269 (422 amino acids)
Source: RefSeq, a predicted model, not a curated record
AUGCAUCAACAGGCGCUGCGAUCGGCGAGCAGUCGCAUCAGGCCGGACGUCGUCGCCAUCAAGACCUGCAUCCGAACCUUCUCCACGACGCAAUGGCGCCCCGCGACGGACGAUUCAUCGAACAAGAAUAGCAACAAUGUUGACAAACCUUCUGCGCGUUCCUACAACAGGCCCUCCCUGACCGGACGAGAGCGGUCCCGGGCCGCGGCUAGCGAGAUUGGGCAGCUCCUGCGAGGCGGACCGAUAAGCGCUGCGAGUCCAGCUGCGGCCCAGCCCAGGGGUCUUGACGAGAAGGGCGGCUUGACUUCCGCGGGACGAGGAGGAGCAAUCAACUUUGUAAAGGUACCCACGGGAUUCGGGCGUGGCCGCGGCAGCCUUGGCGCUCGUGGUGGACGGGGAGGUGGUGGAGGAGGAGAAGGAUUCUCCGGCCGAGGAGGUGCGGGAGGCUUCAGAGGACGCGGUGGUGGCCGUGGAGGAGGCAUGAGAGGCCGCGGAGGUGCCGGCCGCGGCGGUCGCGGCGGUCGCGGCGGUCGUGGUGGUCGCGGCGGACGGAGAGGCGAAGAAGACGGCGAGGGCCGCAAGGACCGGGACAAGGAAAAACAGCAGGGCGCCGCCGACCGCUUCGAGUUCAUGCGGCCCGAGACCGUGGAGGAGCACGCCUACGUCGCGGCGCGCGAUCAGGGGCUCCCCGAGGAGUUCCAGCCGAGCCUCAGCGCCGGGGACCUGCUUGGGUAUAGGCCUGCCAUGGCUGUUGGGUCGUCGGCGGCCAGCAAGGCGGCGACGGUGCUCAAGUCGCUGCGGGAUGUCGCGGGCACGGCGGACUACACGCCCGAGAGGUGGGGGGAUGUGCGGCACGCUGCAGAGGCGUUGGCCAACACGGGUGAUAAGGGUUUUUAUUUCUUUAGCGACAUUGAGGAGAAGAAGGUCUUCGCGGAGGCGCUCAAGGCGACGACGACCGAGGUCGGGGAGGACGGGUUCUACGUUCACGCCGUGCGGGAGCUCAAGCUUGAGGAGGGCGCGGGGAGGGCCGUGAGGGAGUAUAUCCUCGAGCGCGCUGUCAAGGGCCAGCACGUCGGUCCCAAGUUCGUGGCGGGCGGGAGCCGGGAUCCAGUGAACUUGGCAAGGGAGUCGCACCUGCACAACGAGACGUACGUGGCUGGCGACAUGAAGAAGUUUGACGACAAGAUUGCGGCUCUUGUGGCCAAGGGGAAGCCUGGCGCCGGUGCUGCUGCUGCUGCUACCAAGGGAGGCAAGACUGCGAGGGCUUAA